GCAGGGGGAUAGUGAGGUAUAGUGGUGGCGGUUCUUCGGUGGGAGAAACGGUAGACCCGGGCAGUGCAAGCCGGGCUGCCUGCCCGACGAUACGGUCGCUCUGUUGGGGUGUCGCGGUAAUUUAUCUCUUUUUUUUCUCUGCACGCGCAAACUGAGCUUGACAUCGUCCGGUUUUCUCUUUCUCUCUCUUUCCCGCUCUCUCUCCUCUAUUCUUUCACGAGCGCUUCCGGCGUGUACGGCUGUCGGAUCGUGUCUUAUCGAGAAGGGGGGAAAAAGUGGGCGCGCGCUACCUGUGUCAAGACAAUACCGGAGAGCACGUGCAUCCGUGCGAAAGAGAGCCGAAGAGCGCGCUCGAGGGAUCGCACACGCACCCCUACCCUCUUCUUGGAAGCUCGUGCUGCCGACAAGUAACAGAAUCGCGUGACAGCGGCACACCGGAACCACUCAUGUCGCUUUGAAGAGUGAUGACCGUCACAAGAGAUGCUUUCGCGGCAGGUGGGCGAGCCGCACGGCUCUAUCUUACGCCAAUCAAGAUUCUGCAGUUCUAAAGACACCACAGAACUGUUGUGAGGUCAGCGAUUGCUAAUCAGCGGCGGGCCUUUAUGCCGGUACUCAGCACCAGGAAGUGACGAGAGGCGCAACUGGGAUUCAAGAAUCCUCUGUUUCCUCCAUUGAAAACAGGCGAGAUCGAAACAGAGAGUCAGGAUGUUGCGCAACAACGUAAUGUCCUUCAUGAAGAAGAUGGGGAUGACGCAACAGGAAGCCGGUGCAUCGGGGCCAGUCACGCCGGAGGAAAGUGGAAAAACCUUAAGCAAGUUAUUGCAGCUGGGGAACAUCAUAACGGCGGGAAACGUGACGAAACCGGCCAAGGUCACCCCGGUGGAGGACAUUCAGCCCAAAGAGGAUUCCACCACAAUUGAGUCUUUGAAACCAAAGUCAGAAACGGGCGGCAAGACAAGCAGCGGGGACGACUGCAGGGUAUGUCGGAAGUCGUUCGGCCCCGAGGAAGUCUCGCGAACUUGUUGCGAGUGUCAACAUAAGGUCUGCGAGGACUGCGCCUCGUAUUCGACGACAACGAAUUCCGACGAUCCGUCUUCCUGGCGAUGUAGCGUUUGCCGUCGAAAGAUCGCCUCGAGGGACCAGCCGAUAGUGACACAGGAAUCCACAGAUUCAAUGCUAGACGUGCCGUGUUUGGAGACUCUUCACAGGAGGCACAGCGAUGCCCGACUCGGUCCCACUGGAAGUCAAAUAGGUGCACUUGGAACUGGAUUGGCUCCACCGCGAAGUCCGGAAAUUCGGAGACACUCCGACGUUUCGCCAGCUAGUCUCAAGGAACUGGAGAAGUUUCGAAAGGUUGCAGGGGAACGCCAGAGGGAGGAACUCAGAUGGGAGCGCGACCUGGACCGGAAGAGCAAGUCGAGGGGCGGCUCGCCCGAUCGCCAUCAAGCCUCCGAUAGAGGGAGAGCGACCAGCCCUCAGAGAGUCGUCAUGCCGACCCAGGCGGGCGCGAUCGAGCAGGAGGGCGGUGAUCUGGACGACGAGGAGGAACGUCGACGUCGCGCUCGUCGUGGAGGUAAUACAGUUCGCCGUAAGUCUCGCGUGACCAGGCAAAGGUCUUACGACGAUGAAAUCAAAACGGCGGCCACGAUGGCUGCCGGUGGAGCGCAGCCCACGCACCCUGACACCGGCCUAGGACUUCCGGUUCAAUUACCAAGACGAGCGUCUGCCUACGACGUUUACGCUGUGCCCGGAAGUAGCGGCCUUAACGCAAUGGCCAUCGCCGCCGCUCAACAGAGAGCCUCCAUUUCGGCGCAAGGCACCCGAGAACCUGAAGAGCGGCCUCGCAGGUCGUCCUUCCGCGCCGUGAAACCGGUGAUGCCCUACGACGUCGCGGCCGACGAUGAGAAGAUGAUUAAGCUAGACUCGUCAUCUGCACCUGUGGUUGCACCGCCUGUGUCCCAACCUGUUCUUAUACCCGACGAGGAGAGGCGCAAUCGACGAAGGGGCUCCCAAUUACCCGACAUAAAUGCGAUAAGAGCGUUAACCUCGGCUCAACCAGGAGCGGCAAAAGCUGCCCCUGCGGCGGCUGUUAGCAGGGUUGCAGCUGAAGAACGCGAAUUGCCUAGGCAGGGAAGUCUGGUCGACGGGGAAGGCAUCAAGAUCGUUAUUCAUGACGUCGACAGUGAUCUAGCUCCCCGGAUGAAUGCGAAGAGAAGGGUAAAGCUGAGGAGAGAUCCCGUCAUGGAUAAAGGACACAGAACGCGUGGAUUUGGCAUGAGGGUGGUAGGCGGCAAGACCGGGUCGGACGGCCGCACCUUCGCGUGCAUCGUGUGGACCGUGCCGGGUGGCCCCGCCGAGAAAGCUGGCUUGCAACAAGGCGACAAGGUGCUAGAAUGGUCCGGCGUGUCUUUGAUCGAUCGGAGCUUCGAAGAGGUGCAGCAGAUAAUCGAACGGACCGACGACGUGGCGGAAUUAGUGGUAGAGCAUACGACCGAAAUCACCGGAGAUUUGCUGGAUGAUCCGCAAGCCGGAAAAACACCUACAAAUUUGGGCCUGCUGAUGGAAACCGAAACGGACAAAACGCCCUCGUCGCCGACGCGCAGGAAACUGCCAAAGACGCCGGAACAAAUAGCGAAGGAGAGGCAGGUGACCGGUCGCCUACAGAUCCAGGUUUCGUACGAAGCGGAACGUAAAGAAUUGGUCGUUUCGGUUUUUAUGGCCGAUGACCUGUGUACGCGAGAAGACACCGGAUUCGGCAUCUUGCCGGAGGCUUUCGCAAAGCUUAUCCUUGCUCCGCCAUCCGGCGAUGCAGCUCCGCUGAAAACUAUCGUAGCCGAGCCGACCCAGAAACCCAUCUGGAACGCUACAUUGUUCUUUACUGGAGUUGAUGGCGAGAGCUUGAUGGAACGUGCGAUCGAGGUGACUCUCUGGGAUUACUGUCCCGAUGGCGAUAAUGUGUUCCUUGGUGAAUGCACUGUCGAUGUUCAGCGAGCGCUUGAAAAUGAUAGAGCUGUUUGGUAUCGAUUGGAGGAUCCACGCGGACUUCGAACAGGCAAGUCGCCGUAUUGUUCACCGCGGGGCUCGGUAUCGAUGGACGUCGCCCAAAGAUUAUUCAGGAAAGAGCUGCGGGAUCGUAGCUACAGCGACGAUACGCAGAGCGACAGCGGCAGCCCCGAGUUCUGUUUCCUACAUCCGGAUCAUGCUUGGCACAAUUCUAGACGUGGUUCCAGUCAGUCCGAGCAACUCGAGGUUGAGCCUUACGAGCUCAACCGGGAUUACAGCAGAUCCCUGCCGGGUAGCCGCAGGAGCAGCUUCCAGAGUCAGGGCGGCACUGAUAGCAAGCGUGGAAGCAUGUGCGAAGCCGAUAUGCCCGUGUACUACAAUCGCGAUCGGCGGCGAAGCUCGUUCACCAGACCGAUGAGGGAUCCGGAGGAGAUCCUGGAGGGUCUACGAGCGUUGAAGGCGACCAAGGGCGAGCUUAAUAGGACCAUGAGCCUCUCCGGCGACAAGAGACGCGGCAGCCGGCGGGGUGAGCGCAAAGACAGCGUCAUGGAGAUUCCUGAGAGAUUUUACGAUCGAAAUAGCGAAUCCGACGAAGACGAGAAAUGGAGUCAGUCGGCGAGAAAUGAAAAUGGCGUCGAUCUGAAACUGGGUCGUGGACAAUUGUUGCCGAAAGGAAAAAUAAUCAGUGGAGCGCAGAACGGCGAAGUGCAACUGGGCUUCUAUAUGUGCAAGGGAACUCUCGAGGUCGAAGUUAUCUGCGCAAGGGACAUUUGUCCCGAGGAGAAGGAGGAGCCAGAUACUUACGUGAAGACGUACUUGCGAGAACGAGACGGCGAGAAGUGGCUGCAGAAGCGCAAGACCCGCGUGGUGCGACACUCGAAGACCCCGCAGUAUCGGCAGACGCUGAAAUACGUACGCUGCGACACCCUGCAGGGCAGGCACUUGCUGGUGAUGCUGUGGGAAAAGAAGCAGGGCUUCGAGAGCAACCAGGGGCUGGGUGGCGCCGAAGUGGAUCUCGAUGUACUGCCGCCGAAGGAAUUCAUCUUCGACUGGUAUCCGCUCUUCCCGAUCCACACCCUCGGCACGAACAACGCGGACUCGCCAUGAUGGCUAAGGGAAAAAUGGGCCCUCGAGGCCGGCGAGCUCGACCUCAGAUUGAGCCUUUUGCUCAAGGACGAGGGCGAGUCCGUCGUCAAGAUCAUCUCUUGAUGGAAAUCGUGGCUGAUCAUGUGGCAAUUUCGACUGGCUCGAAUCGAACGCGAUCUCGAACUCCGCGCGACAACGGCAUUCUUUAUUAUUGCAAGUCCUUGAGAGUAGCGACGAGGCUCACGUUGUUGCCCAGAAUGCAAAUGAAGUUCGCGUCGACAAGGUUUAGUUUUUUUUUUUUGCUACAACUUUUUAAUCAUAACUUGUAGCAAAUUUGGUUGGAUCGCACUGGUACGUACUGGUGCACAUUAAAGUCGCUGUACACUGAUCUAACCUUGUUUAAGAAUAAAAAAUAAAUAUUGUAAAUGAUGAAAUAUAUAUUUUACUAAAUAGUAUAAUAAAAUAUCGAUUGAUCGGGUUUUCACAAUUUUAUCUGUUUAUAUUAAAUGCGUAUUUUUACGUCGAUUUGUGUACGACAAUUUUAAUGUGCAUCAGUGCUCACUAGUCCAACCGAAUUCGCUAUUAUAUUCACAAUAAUAUACGGAUGUGUUUGGAUGAUGUUCAGAAUAACACAUUUAUUUUAUUCAAUUGAUCUAUCAAAUUACAUUGUACACGAAUAUUAAAUAUUAAGCGCAUCCAAUGCUGAUAUUAACGUCCAUUAACGUAUUUUAUAAUUGUUACUUAAUCAAUCUGAAAGUGCAAACAAAUAAGUAAUGAACACAUCUGUCAGUUGUCAGAAUGUUCGGUUUAUUUAUUAACAUUUGCAAAUACAAAUGAUCGUGGAAAGGAGUAUUUCUAAAAUUGGAUAUUAUCGAAAUUUUAUAAUAAAAGGAUAUGUCUUUUUUUCUUUUAAUAAACAUAAAGUUAAAAUGUCAUGGAGCGUAAGAACUUCAGAUUGCAUCGCAAUGUAUAAAAAGUAAUUCUCAAAAAUAAAAAGAUUAGUCAGUAACGUGGAUCGAUCAUACGUCGUACGACAGACUUGAUUGAAAAAAAAAAAAUGCUUAGCGUAUAACCGGAAGACAAUCAACUUCAGAGGGUUUAUACAAUUGUUCAAUAAGACAAUCAACUUUAAAAAUUGUAAAGACAAUGAAGCUUCCAUUGAACUUACACUUGUGAGCGUCAGCGUCAGCGUCGUCGCGUUUCAACUCGGUAGUAAAAAAGGAAGUAAAAAAAAAGAAUAGAAAAGAUGAGAAAGACAGAUUCAAGAGAACCGAGUUCCUUCGAUUAGCGCCUUUCGAGAUCCACGAGUGCCGAUGAAGCGCUCGCGGUGAUUUUAGCAAUAAAGGUGUACCUGUGAAAGUCUUGUUCGCACGAAGCGGCAGGAACAAAGAAUGAAAAAGGUACGGAGAGUUUAUUUUUCGACGAGCAACUACAGAGACAAGUGGAGGCAGCCAUAUAUCCUGAUGAAAUGAUAAGGGUCCAUUUUUCCCGAAACAAAUAUAAUGAUCGACGAGUGAGUAUCGUCGACUGUGCGAAGCGAAACUUGAUCGACAUCUGCCGCCGGCGGUGGUUAAAUCUGGUUGAUCCAGUCAGUGAUUCGAUUGAAUUUCGCACGUACUAAUUCAAAUAUCGAUACUUAAGGGUCAAUAUAGGAGGAUGUAGACCCCUCCUAUCUGAUCCUUCUACGCCGACGAGGCGCUUUCGGGAUUCGCGUUUCUAUUUAAAGUAGAUAUUCGAUUGAGAAUGUAGAACUUAAAAUUUGCAGUAAUAUAGUAAAUUAUUGUAAUCCUUUUAAUCUAUUAAUUUUUCAAAAUGUAUUCUUUUGCCGUGCUCUUACAUUAAAUUUAUUAUUGUAUAAAUUUAUAUUAAUUUGUACAGAACAUAAUUUCAAAUUAUUUUUUUUAGAAUUUCUUUUUUGUAUAAAUAGCUAAAAAAAAAAUGAUUUAUGAAAAAACGGAAAACAGUCGAAUCAAAUGGAACGCCUCGGUCGGCGUGACUAAAUAAUGCUUUAACUAUUUAAUGAUAGACAAUCGUUUCAAGGCUCGCUGGCCGAGCCGAUGACAUAAAAAGACGAGUAAUUAGCUUGAGGUGGUGGCGAGAUGAGCGGAUGAGUUCCCGGAGGUAAACUUCGCGGCCAACUUGAAUAAUACCCAACCAAACUCGGUGUUUAGAAGUCGCACAAUUUUUGUAGCUCGUAGACUGAUAGCGGGACGUCGAGGCGGACUUCUUUGACGUUUCUCAGAUGUAAUACUGACGUCCCGUUUUGCGUAGCGUCUCGAAGAUCACUAUGACCUCAUGAAGCAAGUUCGAUUGGCCAUAAAAAGAAAAAAAAAGAAAAAAAAUCGACAGAAACAACAUAGGAAGAGAUAUGCGAAAAUUCCAAUGCGAGCUUAAUUCAUCACUUCGGGAUGAUUCACGAUGAUCCUCGGGACGCGUUAAUGUGAAUGUUUAAAUCCUAUGAUGUCCCGCGACGAGAUUAGGGACAUAAUGGAUUGUCCAGAAUUAUUGCGCUUACCCCGCCCGAGUAAUUAGUAAUAGGUAAUGAACGUGAUAAUAUUAAUUAAUGAUUCAGCAGCAUUCUCACGAUAUGAUCCAUAAAUUUAUUAUUACGCUGAGUGUGAUGCGUGCACAGACGGAGAAACACGCGGCGGUACUUAAGUGAUGUGGUGUAUCGUGUAUAACGUGAGGCUCACGGCGGGUCGGUAUCGACCCCCGGGACUUGGUAUACACGUGCACAUCUAUAUAAAUAUAUAUAUUAUAUAUUAUUGCAAUCCGCGGGGAAAACUGUAACGAAGGAUAAUCAAAAUGUACAUGUGUUUAACCGGUACGAUUAAGGAUAAAUACGGUGUCACUGUCCCAUAUCAUUAAAACUCGGUGUUAACGAUGUAGAUGUUUAAGGGAUGUCAACGAAAGUUCGGUCGAAAAUUUAUUUUUGCGAAGUUCUUUGAAAAAAACAAAAAGAGAAAAAAACGAAAUUCUUAACGACGGUACAUAGGUACGCGGCUCUUACAUUGGUAAUGUCGUUUCUUCUGUACGUAAGUUUACGUUGAUUCUACCUUUUUAAAUAUUAGAUCUCUUGCAAAAUAUCAGAUUCUCUGACUUUUCUUACGGAAACUUUUACGUAUUCAUUAUUCACGUCGGAUCUUUAAGAUCCAACGGUUUGGACAAAUCUUGCGAUUCCUUUGAGGAUUCCUUAAUUGGCAAUCUGUAAACGGCAGACUUUUGAUCGGAAAGGCAUGCACAGGCGGAAUCGCGAGCGCCCAAGCAUUCAGAAGAAAGUAAUUUUUUUACUUAAAGCACACGGAGCGGAAAAGCAUAUCGGCCCGAAAAAAAACAAAAAUGAAGAAAAAAAUGACUCUUUAAUUACGGUUGUGCUGUUCAGACACACAUACACACACAAACAUCUUUUAUCGAUAUAAUCGCUACAUCAGUCUCUCGCCUCGAACGCCAGCGACACGCCUCGCAAGACUCAUAAACGAGACGAUUGUGCCUUUGCGAGGGCUACGUCAGAUAUAUCGUAGAAAAAAAACAGUGUUUUACGAGCAAUCGGCCUAGAAACAUAUCCGAUGAUCAUGAAUAUUAAACAAUACAGAUUCGAACUUUGCUGUAAAACAAAUUACUUCUUGUGAUCUCGUUAUAUGCUUAUAUUUAUAAUAUGUAAUACGUUACGUAGUACUCGUAUCGUGAUCUUAACGAUAUUACGCACAUUUACCAAAGUCGUUAAUAUUUUAAUUAACGUGCAGCUUGUAAUGUAAAUUAAAUUUCGAAAAUUUUAAAUAUUAAUUCUUUACUUUACGAACGAUAAGUUAUACGAAUUACGCGAAAGAAACAAGGAAAUAAAUUCAAAAUAUGAUCUUAGCAAACGACGAAAAAUCGAAAGUACAAGCGAAAGAGAUAUUUGUAGCAAGAGGAUAAAGGAAAUCGGUGAAACUUUCGACGAAAAAUCACGAAUUAAUUCGAACAGAUGCAUCAUUUCGUCGAGGGUUUCCUCGUGUGAAGAUUAUCGCAUGGACAAUCUUCUCGUACGAAUGCAAUCAUCUAUACUUUAGACGGAGGACUUCUCUCCUUUGUAAGUAGUUGAGCGCAUUCUAAACAAGUUUUCUACUAGCCUUCGAAGUGACCUAACUAUUACGGACGUUAUCGAUGCCGUUGUUACUGCUUCUUGUUCUCCUCUCUUGACGAUUCUAGAUAAAUUAAUACUUAUUAGAGCUCGAAAUGAGAAUUUACAUUUCGUACACUGAGAAAGAAAUGGUGGUUUGACUAAAUUUUUCGACUCGAUUGAAUUUCUUCAGCUCACGUAUCUAUGUAUAAUAUUUAAGAUAAAUGUAUAUGUAGUUAAGUUAAAUAUAUAAACGCUUUAUCCAAAGUUCAAGUAUUUUACGUAUUUAAGUCAAAUACAUAAAUACUUGAACUAAAAAAAUUUAAUCGAGUUGAAAACUUUAGUCAAGUUAACAAUUUUUCUUUCUCUCAGUGUAAAGGUUUUAGAAAUUGUAGUAAUAUCAGUGUUUUUUAUCAGUGAAAUUACAAAUCACAAAUUAAUUUUUUUUUCUUUAAAUUAUUAUUUGGUCAUUAUUUAAAUCAGGCCUGUAUUAUUCUUUGCGUUUAAAAAAUUUUUAUUCUUUGCAAUUCUUUUUAAACUAUUACAAACUAAACACGCUCUUUCAUACAUUUUAUUUAUUUAUUUAAACUUAAAUAGAUAUAAAUAAAAUUAAGUGUUUAUAAUGCAAACGUAUAAUUAUAUCUAUAUAUUGAUAUUUACAUCUAUAUGUUCAAAAGUCUCUGAAAGCGAAGGAUUAAAUUAUCUUCGAACACGAUGCUUCACUCAUUUCUAGCGCGUUUCUAAAAAUCUUCUAGUAGUUUUCGACGAAGUUCGAGCUUACAGUGAAACCCUUACCUUAUAGUAAAAUCUAGACACGUGUCAUUCGCUCAGAUAAAGAGCAACUACGAUUUUUCUACGAUACAGAACGCUAGCACCUUAAUGUAGAGCAUGACUUGAGUCUGUUUCACUAUAUUGUCUUACGUCUAAUUAUGACGAGCACGCACACAGGCAUACACACGGACACACACAUACACACGAAAUACACAUAGAGACAGACGGACGGACAAACAGGCAAACAAAUACAUACGCAAAAAAUAUAUUGUAUCAAUCUUGACAAUCGAAACUAUUGAUUCAAAUUUACGCUGUGGAUCUCUAGAAGAUAAUAUAUACUUAUUACAGUUCAUACUAUAUACAUAUGUACUAUGGGCCGUGUGUAAAAUAUUCCUAGAAACGAUCGCUAAUUAUCGCGUAAUUGUACAUUCGGUACAUCAUAUAAAUUAUCAGGUCAAUCACAGAUAUAGAAUUACUUUCCUCCCCUUCAAAAAAAAAUUAUUGCUGAAUAUAGUUGAAGGAAAUAGACUUUCUUCCUCUCUAGAUGAAUAUCGACGCGAUUGGUCACCUCGUUGAGAACGCUGUUAAUUAAGAGUUACAAGACGGCCUGUUCCCUUACAUAUCUGUGUUGUACUCGUUCUAACUUCUAACUGUAAGUGUCAGGGACAAUCUCACGGAAGUGCGCGCGUAUCUUCACGUGGAUCAAACAACAACGGCAUUCUCUAGCCUGCGUAGCAGGAAGCGUGUCUCGUAUCAGCGUUUCGGCGAUGCAAAUCGAUCGCCGUUUGAGUUUCUUUAAUUGCUAUGUUAGUGACGCUAAGAAUUUAGCGGAAGGCAAAUCGCUAAAUGGGCAUACGAUCAAUCUGUUAUACUUCAUGACGAAACGCUGUGCGAGAAGAAAACUAGCCAUCUGCCGAUUGUAGUUCUCGUUCGUUUUCGUUCCUCGUAUGAUUGUGAUCGUCCUCAUUAUUCCUUAUUAUCAUUUCCAACACUUGUUCGAUCAUACUUUGCCACAUUUCACGAGAAAGGAUGUUUCGCGGGAAUUUAAUUAAGCGAUCGGCGAUAAUGAUGAUCGCGAUCUCCGUUUCUCAGCAGGGAACGCUCAAGUACGGCCUAAAAUCACACAUUCGAACGAGUCACGAAAGGAAUGCUUGAUCCUCGUAGAUGCGCGAUUAAUUGUUACAUACGUACACCUGUAAGUACUAGCCGUUAAACUGAUGAUUUAUAAAAUGUGUAAUUAAAAUGAAGCGCGAGAGAGAGCGGCUUCGAGAAGGAAGAGGAGAAAGGCGAAAAACGGAAUCGCACGUGAAAGAUUUUAAACGAGUUACAAUAAUCAUUCGGGACCCAAACAAUUUCGGCCGCAGAAUUAGGGACUGGUAGUUUAAAUGUGUUUAGCGAUAAUUAGUCUGCAAAAAAUUCAAUUCGACUAGAACUGAUUCAUCGUUAAAGAAGAUAUUCUCUUUAGCAGAAAGAGCUCUCGGUCUCCGCUAACUGACUUCUUCUAUGACACCGUUUCGCUCGAGGCAACUCGAGAUUCCAUACACUAGACUAAAGCAAUCGAACUGUUUUUCCAAUAUUCUCCGCGUUUCGUCUUUCUAAUAUAUCGCUCUGUCGUUAGUGACUGUAGAUACUAAUAUAAAAUUAGAACUUAUGAAAUUAGACACGUUAAGAAAUUCUGCCAUUUUCUCAUCAGCCAUAGGGAUGGCAGAAAAACGUUUCGCUGGUGUACAGUAAGCUGAUUUCCUUCGAUCAUGACACGUAUUGUGAGCCGUCAAAGUUUAGAAAUUUAUAUACAAAAUUUCAUUUAUGAAAUUUCACCUUUUUGGAUAGUGAAUACAUGAAGUAGCGAAUACAUAUUGCACUAAUAAUAAAAAUGGUUAACCGCUCUUAAAUGAAAAUUAUAUACAUAUAUAUAUAUACAUAUAUACUAAACUUUAUUACUUAUUUUGAAUAAUUAUUUUAAAUAAGAGCAUUGAUAUUGAAGAGAUACAUCUAUAUUUACAAAUCAUAUAUAUUUAAUACAAUCACUUCUUAAAUAUUAUCAAGUUUAAAUUAUAUACGUAUUUAAUAAUUUUAAAUGACAGCUGUCACCCCUCCGACAUAGCUACAUAAUUUUAUUAAUUAAAUCUCUGACGUCUGUUUGAACAUAAUAAAUAUGGCUAACAACGUGUCGAGAAAUACUGAAGAAUAUCAGCGUAAACAGAAAUACACUAUGGCCUUGUAAAGUCUUAUAUAAAAAAGGGCAAGUGUGUCGACGAUUCUUCUUGCUUUGUUUUAUUAGAAUUAUUAGAGAUUAAAAUUCGUAUAAUUUUUACGGGCGAUUGCGCAAUCGCUCCGCGCUCGUGCGUACUUUCACGAAAGUGAUUGCUCGCAAGAAAGAGCGCAACAACGGGAAAGACACCCUUAACGUAGCUAAAAGAUAUAAAUACGAUAUGUUGUCACACAUAUAUCAAACUUAAUGUGAUGUUCCCUGCAUGUUGAAUGUUGAUCGUCACGUAUGUGGAUUAGCGUCACCGAGUGUGAUAGAAUUGCGGGUUAAUCAGAGUGUGGGUAAUUAGCGGUUAAGUGAACUGCGAUACAAUUUACUUUCUAUUGAUUUUGUGGUAAUUAGUGGUUACGAAGCAGUCUUAAUUAUUAAUUAAACAUUGAUUGGUCGAUGGUGAUCGAGGAAAUCGUUUCAGAACCAAAUAAAAUUUAUUCUUAAUAUAACGUAUGAGAUACCUGGGUUGAAUAAAAGCCACUUGAUUCCUUUUAUUUUUCAAAAACUCUAUGGAUAUUAAAAUAUAAUGUAUUUCAAUAUAUAUUUCCAUAAAUAAACUGAGGAUAUUGAAAUAAAGUGUAUUUUAAUAUCCUCAUAGUUUAAGCCCAUCUUGUAUGCAUAAAUUUAUAUUAAUUUAAAGUUUUAAUUUUAUAAAAAAAAAGCUCCGUUAAAUAAACAAGAUAUUUUAAUUCUGAUUGGUUACAAACGGUUUUUUAGAAAUUCUUGAUAAUAUUUAACAAAAUAUUUGAGAGUAAUUAUUAAUAUUUUUUGUUUAUAAAGUUUGAAAAAAAUAAUUUGAAUAUUGUCCUAAGAACUUCUUGUAAUCGAUGAAUCAAAGUUUAUAUAAUAAUUAGUAAAUUUAUUUAAUUUUAAUCAAUUAAAAGAGUCUCGCUCCUCAAUUUCAGGAACAAAAACUACGAAAGUAUCUAAUAUGACUUCUACAAUUUUUUUACAAGGAAAGUUCUCUGAGAGACAGUAAAAAAAAUGGAAUUUUCUAUAUAUUUAAAGAUAUUUUGCGGAUAUUAGCAGCGUGUCUUAAGAUAGCUACCAUGUCUAUCUAAAAAUCUUAUUUUGUUCUCAAACACGUGUGUUUUGUAUUUAAUCUGUCUAUUGUGUAAUGAUGAAAUGUCGAGCAUUACUAAUUUCUAAUCGUGGAUCGAUGAUAAAUAGAAUAAAAAUAAGGCGAGAAUAAUAAAGGAAAGAAGAAGGCAAUGUAAUUAAAUAAUAACGUAGCAAUUAGAAUAGACAUUAUUAUUCUUCAGUGGAGAAAUGUAUUUUUCCAUAUGUCAGAAGAGAGAGAGAGAGAGAAAGAGAGAGCAAGCGUUCCAUUAUAGUACAAUAUUGUAUGUAAUAUUUUUCUUGAGAAAGUACAGGAAGGACCAUCAUAUAUCUUGCAAGAAUGCAAAUAGUUUCGAUUAGUCAGCGAUUAAAUUAGAACAAUAGGUAGAUUGUUGAUAAGGUUAGCGCAGUAUGCUUCGUAUUUCAGAAUUAAUUUUUCGAAGAUUAAAAAUCGACUGCUGCGUUCGGUCGUGCUAAGAAUGACGUGCAAAAAAAAACAGGUGAUAUGAAAAGAUAUAUAAAGAUAAGGAGUGCCAGAUUGACAAAAUGUAUAGAAUGUAUAGAUUGACAAAAUGUACAGUGGCUUUAUACAUCCAUAACAGAAAGGUACAAAAAGACGAAGCCUCAGCCGAUUUCCGUUUGCUCCUCGUUAAAAUUUUGACGACGGUAUACAAGUCGCAAAUUUUUUACAUUAAAAUUUGUCUUCCUAAGAAUUUUGACCGUAUUAUUGUCUUCUGUUUAAUUGAUAUUAAAUUUUAAUUUAACAUCAGUUGAGUGAUAUUAAAAUUUAAUAAGUUACUUCCUUGCUUUUAUGCAUACGAGUGCUUGUGCAGCAAAUGGUACCAGUAAAAUACAGUUGUGUAUGCGGUCUGUAGACUAAAGUCUGUGCUGGAAACGAAAAAUUCAAAUACUUACUGUGUAAUAAGUCUAAAUUAUGCAAAAAUAUCUCAUAGCUUGAUUCGCGAAGCGACGAUUGAGCUUUUUUUUACAUUUGUCUCUUUCCUUUCUUCCCACCUAACAUCUGAAUACGCUUACUUCAUUUGAGAUGCAAAAGGCACAGAGAGACGAUUAGGUCUAAUGUCGACGACAAACUUGAGGGAUGACUGAUUUGUAGUAUGUAUAAUAUGCGUAUGUGUGUAAGUGUGCGUCUAUAUGUAAGGCUUUUGAGUUGUUCAUCCAUCUACUUUUCCUCGAGAAAUUUAUGGAUUUAUGUAAAUCCCUUCCAUUUUACAUUAACCACUUUUCCCACCACACACGUGCAGCACGUAUGCAGACACACCACAGACACAUGUACACACGCAUGUACACACCCACGUCAUGUACGAAAGAAAUGCUGCAUAUAUAAAACAAACGUUAGAUAAUUAAUGAUGUGAAAAAAAAGCGAGAUCAAAUUGCUGCUCGUUCCUGUAAUUAUCAGAGACAUGUUUUGUUCUCAUGUAAAGCACACACACCGAAAUAAUAAAUAAUAUUUUUUGUCGACGUAA
Molecule: messenger RNA, 13762 nt
Organism: Solenopsis invicta (red fire ant)
Lineage: Eukaryota; Metazoa; Arthropoda; Insecta; Hymenoptera; Formicidae
Gene: Fife
Product: regulating synaptic membrane exocytosis protein 2
Exons: 23
Coding region: 706-4110 (1134 amino acids)
Biological process (GO): calcium ion-regulated exocytosis of neurotransmitter; positive regulation of synaptic transmission; regulation of synaptic plasticity
Cellular component (GO): presynaptic membrane; cytoskeleton of presynaptic active zone
Molecular function (GO): transmembrane transporter binding; small GTPase binding
Source: RefSeq, a predicted model, not a curated record